Solanum stenotomum is the source of this 1269-nucleotide messenger RNA. RefSeq lists its product as uncharacterized. The record is from RefSeq and is a predicted model, not a curated record. Lineage: Eukaryota; Viridiplantae; Streptophyta; Magnoliopsida; Solanales; Solanaceae. The coding region runs from base 25 to 792 and encodes 255 amino acids. The transcript has 10 exons. Gene Ontology annotation, molecular function: lyase activity.
GCCAUUGCAGGGUAUUGAGAAAAUAUGGCCAUUGCAAGCUUUAGUUUACCUUUUACAUAUCUUCAAAAACCAUCUUCUUGUUCUUGCAGAUGCAGCAGCUCGUUUGAGAAGCCAAUUUUUGCCUUUUCUUCUAAUGCUAUAGCCAACAAAGCACUGCAGGAAAUUCGAAAUUCUGGAGUUAUCGCUUGCCUUCGAGCCCAAAAUGCAGACCUGGCUAAUCGAGCUGCACGUGCAGCAUUGGAUGGUGGAAUUUCAGCUCUGGAAAUUGUGAUGUCCACUCCCGAUGUUUUUGAGGUGUUAAGAAACCUAGUACUUGAUUAUCCGGCAAAAACUUUUGGAGUUGGAACAGUGUUACAGGCUAAAGAUGCCAAAGAUUCUAUAAAGGCUGGAGCUAAGUUUCUUAUGAGUCCUGCAACAGUUAUGGAUAUUCUAGUUGGUGUCUCAGAGAGUGAUGUUCUGUAUAUACCUGGGGUAAUGACCCCCACGGAGAUAUUAUCUGCUUUCAGUGCUGGUGCCAAGAUUGUCAAGGUUUAUCCCGUCUCUGCACUCGGUGGUGUUGGGUACAUUUCAGCUCUGAAAAGGCCUUUUUCUCAUAUCCCUAUGGUGGCAUCACAAGGCAUAACAAUAGAUUUGAUCGAGCAAUACAUUAGUCAGGGAGCAUCAGCAGUUGUUCUAUCAGAUGCCAUAUUUGACAAAGAGGCAAUGAGUCAACGGAAUUUUGAUAGAAUAUAUCAACUUGCAAGCCAUGCAACUUUGCAGGGUAAACAAGUUGUUGAAAGGUUAGAAUGUUAGGUGCUGAUGCAUCUUUCGAUUUAUUAAAACCUCAUGGAACUGCAGGGGUUAAUGAGAAACGAGAAAUCAGAUUAAGCCAUUUGUCAUCCUGCUUGAAGUUUGGAAAAAUUAACUGUGCUGGUUUCAGUAGGGAGAGUUUUACACCCUUAGUAAGUCUCAGAGUGAAUCUAGAUUAGUCGGAGCAGUGGACUUUGGAUAUUAGAUGGUUAAACCGAAAACAAAAGCUGUGUUGGUUAGUUCGUCUGUCUCCGAUUUACAGUCAGUUGCAACAUGUUGUGUAUAUGUCGCAAAGGGUGCUGACAUGCCAGAUUACAAGCAAUUGCAGAUUGCUAAAUCAGUUGUUUUUUCAUAAAUUUAUUGUUGUUUUUGUUUCACCAUCAUAUAAUGUUGCCGCAUUCAUGUUGAAUUCUCGAAAAAUAAUACAUAUUUUUAAAGAAUCUGACAAGUACCCGUCAAAUUUUUUAAAGAGUACGAACA